Molecule: messenger RNA, 450 nt
Organism: Entrophospora sp. SA101
Lineage: Eukaryota; Fungi; Glomeromycota; Glomeromycetes; Entrophosporales; Entrophosporaceae
Source: the annotation of a GenBank genome assembly
UUCGUUUCAUACAUUUGUCCGUUUGGUCUUUCAUUGGGUUCUUCUACUAUUCCUAAAUUUGUAUGGGAGGAACUUUCACCUUUAUACGAUGCAUCUUCAGAAAUUACAAUGUUACUUUUAAUGAGGAUUAUUUGGACUGAUUCUCGAUUUUUCCUAGCUUCUGUUAGUAAAGUUUUUGAGCACGAAAGAUGGGAAGUGAGGUUUGACGGGUUGGACAAUUUAUAUGGACUCUUUUCUAAAUUGGAUGAAAAAUUUGAAUUGCAAAGAACAGGCGUCUUUGCUUACCUUGGGCCGGUUUUUAGUUAUAUGAUUAGUUUAUUGUGGGAUCCUGAGGAAUAUGUCAGAACGAAGACAAUAUCAUAUAUCAGGACAAUGCAACCCAAAAGAAUCAAAAUGGCUUUUAAAUGUUGGGAAGGAUAUUUCAAGGUUGCAUCACAACGUGAAAAAACC